This is a messenger RNA of Carassius auratus (goldfish), 3633 nucleotides long. RefSeq names its product calpain-1 catalytic subunit-like. NCBI's taxonomy places the organism in Eukaryota, Metazoa, Chordata, Actinopteri, Cypriniformes, Cyprinidae. The transcript has 13 exons. Gene Ontology annotation, biological process: proteolysis. Gene Ontology annotation, cellular component: cytoplasm. Gene Ontology annotation, molecular function: calcium-dependent cysteine-type endopeptidase activity. The record is from RefSeq and is a predicted model, not a curated record. The coding region runs from base 600 to 2144 and encodes 514 amino acids.
AUAUACAAUAAACAUCCUCUGGAAGCUAGUGAGAAAUUUACCCAAGCAAGACAACCAGGAGAGUAUCUCAUUAUACCAUCUACUUUCAAUCCUAAUGAGUCUACAAAAUUCAUUCUGUCCAUCUUCUUAAGGACUGAAUCCCACAGGAGAAAUAAUACACCUGUCAUGACAUUGAAUGAGAUCUCUUCUACACUAAAUAUGAUCUAAAUAAACCGCAUAUUCAUUUAGACUGAUACAUAGACUGGGUUUGGUGGUUUAUGGGCUCGUAUCAAGACUCCUCGAAAAUGAGGAUUGCGAAUAUAUAAACAGCUUGGGUUUCUGUAUAUAUAGUUAUAGUCUAUGUAUGGCUGAAUUUACUGUUAUGCAGUUGUGUAACAGUGGUGGGAGGAAUUUUGGAACUCCUUCAGAUCACGCAAUGGAUUAUAUAUUUGUGCAGUAACGUACAGUGCAAAACAAAACACUGCACACUUCCUGAAAACAUCAUUCAGUCUGAGAACAGAAAUCCAGUCAGAACAAGUCAAAUCUAGUGGGAGAAGGCUGCUCAUUUAGUUGAUCAUAAGAAUUAGAUUUUUACAACUGAAAAAAGGGGAAACGAAAAAAUGCCUCCACCUCAUGCAAACAAGAAACCAAGAUAUGAAUUACCCACAAAAGACAACACGGGCACUCUCCACGACCCUUUGAAAUUCUUGGAUCAGGACUACCAGGAGCUGCGGAAGAGCUGCAUCACCAAAAAAAAGAGAUUUGAUGAUGACAAGUUCCCUCCAGACAGCAGCUCCAUUGACCCGAAGAAGAAACUUAAACUGGAUCUGCACCAAAUCAAAUGGUUGAGGCCAUCAGAAAUAGUAACAGACCCUCAGCUUAUUGUCCAGGGGGUUUCCAGGUUUGACUAUUCCCAAGGAUGUUAUUUAGGUAACUGCUGGUUUCUUGCUUCAGUUGGGGCUUUAACAUUUCAAAAGGACAUCAUGGACCAGGUCAUGCCAACUGACCAGUCAUUUGACAAAGAUUAUGCAGGGAUAUUUCACUUCAGAUUCUGGCGGUUUGGGAAAUGGAUCGAUGUUGUCAUUGAUGACAAACUUCCAACAAUCAAUGGCGAACUCAUUUUUGUUCUUUCAAAAACAUCUAAUGAGUUUUGGCCUGCCUUACUGGAGAAAGCGUAUGCCAAGGUGUGUGGCUCCUAUGCUGACAUGAAUGCUGGUCAAGUGUCUGAGGCUCUGCUAGACUUCACCGGUGGCGUCCAUGUGUGCUAUGAUCUACAAAAAGCAACUAUUGAUUUGUGGAGCAUGAUGGACCGUGCAGACAAAGCAAAGGCUCUGAUGGCCUGCAAUACCCAUGCGGGGGAAAAAUCUGAGAAUGUAUUACCUAAUGGUAUUGUUCAGGGCCAUGCAUAUACAGUGACGGGGGUUUUUAAGGUAACAUGCCAAGGAAAACCAGUGAGGCUGGUGAGAGUGUUGAAUCCGUGGGGAAUGGGCGAGUGGAACGGUGCCUGGAGUGACAAUUCUUCACUGUGGGACAAAUUGAGUGAGAAGGAGCGAACCAGUUGUCGUUCUUUGGCCAAUGAUGGAGAGUUCUGGAUGUCAAUGGAGGACUUCACCAAAAACUUUGAAGACAUUGAUAUUUGCUGCCUCAGUCCUGAUUUCCUGGACAGCUCUUCUAAAUGCAGCUGGUCAACAACAUGCUACAACGGCAGUUGGGAAUGUGGGUCUACAGCUGGUGGCUGCAGCAAUAAUAAAGACUCUUUCUGGACAAACCCUCAGUUUCGGGUGAGGAUUGAGAAGCUUGAUGAGGAAUGUGCUAGUGGCCAGUGUCUUGAAAACAUACUGGUGUCCCUCAUUCAGAUCCAUGAGAACAGAUACAGAAGUCUUGCUUCUAAUUACUCCAUCGGCUUCAGUGUUUAUCUGAUACCACCAUGGAUGAAAGAUGAGAAGUUUCCGGCCAAUUUCUUCUACUUCAGACGUUCCGUGGAAGAUAGUGGAAACUUCAUCGAUGCAAGACAUGUGAUGAAAUUCUUCAAGCUUGAACCCGGAGAGUAUCUCAUUUUACCAUCUACUUUCAAUCCUAACGAGUCUGCAAAGUUCAUGCUGUCCAUCUUCACAAAGACUGAAUCCCACAGGAGUAAAAAGAAUCCUGGAUCGAUAUAUUUCUGAGUUUAUAAGUGUCUUGCUCAAAUAGCAAUGUAACAGCUCAUGGUCUGGUGACGCUUUGAACCUAUCUUUACCAGUUUACCUAUCUAGAUGUUUCUCCUCUGUAACCACUCAAAUGGAUUUGGAGUAACCAAGCUAGUUGUACUCUUUUUCUUCUACAUCCCUUAUUUUGAUCAUCAGUGUGUUACCUUUGUUGUUUAUUUGUUAGGUUUUUGAUGUUCUGUUCUGAUGUUCGGUGUAACUUUGUGUAUGAUUCAAAUCAGACAUUUACAUAAAGAAACUUUGCCAAUACCCAUUUCAGUAUGUAGCCAAUCAGAAGGUCAUGUUUGCAAAAUUGUUUGCAAAAAAAAAAAAAAAAAAAAAAAAAAACUACAUAUGUUACUCAAUGGUCAAAUUUAAGUCAGUAUGUUCUCAAGUGGUACGCAGCCACCAAACAGUGAAAUGUACACUACCAAACAAUAAUAAAAUAUACAUUUAAUUCAUUCAGCGGCUAUUUUUUAUGCUUUCAAAUGUCUGAUUUCAGUUCCACUUUUUUAAUUCCAUAAACUUCUUGAUACAUGUGCCCGAAACACGCUAUACAAAGUAAAUUCUCAGCAAAAAAGCAAACAACAAACUUGAUUUUCUGAAGGAAAGCUUAGGCUUAAUGCUGGAUGCUGGAUUUGUCUCUCAUCAUAUCCACCUUUUUCCUCAGUGUGGAAGUAAGCCUAUGAGUAAGACUUCCGUUUCAUUAUAACGAGGAGAAUAACAACGUGCUGUAAACAGUAAAACUGUUUGCAGUACAAACCAGCGUGUUCUUAAUUAAGAUAACAGAUUAAAAUAAUAUGAUAGGACACAUCAAUUGUCAAUAUCAAGCAGCAAAACAAACUGUUUUGUACAGCUAAAAAUAGCUUGACGCAAAUGAGACCGGAAGCUAGACCCAUAGAAUUUACAAAUGGCGGCUCCCAUAUUUACAUCAGGACAAAGGAUUAUAGAUAAUGAAAUCAGUCAGACGGCGACUCAUGGAAGAGGCCUGUAUUUGUUUAUUUGAAAUUAUUGGUAUUUUACUCCAUUUAUCUUGUGGAGAGUUGAUUGGAAUGGAACACUGUAGUUGCGGUUUACUUACACUAGAGGACAGUAGUUUACUAAACAGUUAAUGGACGCUGCAUCAAAGUAACCUGAGAGCACUCAAGUGUUGUUUACAUCUGGUACUGAGAUCCUUCUCUUGUGAUCCAGUCACAAGCAGUCAGCUGUGCUCACCUGUAAUAUGAGUCUCAAUCAGUGCGUCUCCUUGGUUUACCAGAUACGAGUCAGAUUUCAGGGGAGCAUCAAUGGUCAUCAAUCGAGCCCCCUGUUGGUAUGAAGUACAAACCUGUUCACUUUGCUGAAGAGUUAAGGUCCAACACUAAUUAAUUCAACACCAACCAAAGGAAUCAAGGUCUUCAGACUGACUAGAAACAUCCAGGUUAGUGUUUAAGCUGCUGGAACUACUCUUUAGGAUAUUAAUUUGAUUUAA